AUGGACUCUCUCGAGGCUAGAUUACAAUUCAUUCAGGUGCUGAAGAACCUGCAAAAGACGCUGCACAAGACCAAGGACUCUACCACAUCAUCGUCAACAACUACACCACCGUCAUCACAACAAAAGCUGAACAAUGACCCCAUACAAUUCUAUUUAAGAAACUACAGGCAUCACUAUGAGGACUUCCACCAGUGUUUGUUCGACACAACCAUGAAGAUGGACCCACUGGAUAGACUGGAUGUAGUGAUAUACUAUGUUAGAAUAAUAAGAAAUUUGUAUCCCCAUAGUCAUUCUAAUACCAAUGUUGCCAAAGUGCUAAACGAAGUGCUGCUUCUGGAUGUUGAUUUGGUUUUUGAGCUCUGUCUGCCCUGCCAGGACUGGAAAUCCCUUACAAACCUAGCCACCUGUAAGGAGCUAUUCCUGGACUUAUCCAGACUAAUCCAGUACGACGUUACGCUCACACCUCCGGACGCCACAAACAUAAACGCCACUACCUGGUACAGUGUCAAGACAGACAGGACUACACAGGACUACAAACAAUCGUUGCAGCGAACAGAGUCUCUGUUAAAAGACAGGGACUCAAAAAAAUUGGCCUUCUUCCAACAGUUCAAUUCCGAUACAACUACCAUCAACCCGGACUUACAGACGCAGCCAACAAAUGCAAACAUUUUAUUGCACAGAAUGGAGGCAGAUAGGGAACUCCACAAGAGAUCGAAAGAAACGAGUUGGUACGUUGAAAGGCCUUCCAACGAUAUACUAGAUGAAUCCGAAUUCCAAACUCUGUGGACGCAUUUUGAGACUACUGAUUCCGGAUUCGACAAGGACGAUUACAAAAAUAUCAAGGCUUUGAAUGAUAUUGCAAAGGCAUCUUACAUGUACUAG
Molecule: messenger RNA, 882 nt
Organism: Saccharomyces paradoxus
Lineage: Eukaryota; Fungi; Ascomycota; Saccharomycetes; Saccharomycetales; Saccharomycetaceae
Gene: CTK3
Product: Ctk3p
Exons: 1
Coding region: 1-882 (293 amino acids)
Biological process (GO): positive regulation of transcription by RNA polymerase I; positive regulation of DNA-templated transcription, elongation
Cellular component (GO): CTDK-1 complex
Source: RefSeq, a predicted model, not a curated record